Exophiala mesophila is the source of this 2528-nucleotide messenger RNA. RefSeq lists its product as uncharacterized. NCBI's taxonomy places the organism in Eukaryota, Fungi, Ascomycota, Eurotiomycetes, Chaetothyriales, Herpotrichiellaceae. The transcript is spliced from 4 exons. The coding region runs from base 692 to 2050 and encodes 452 amino acids. The record is from RefSeq and is a predicted model, not a curated record.
CAGCUACUGCCUUGGAUAUCAUUCAUUAGGUACCUUCGUCACUUCCAUAUAUUCUGCUCUUCCAACACAGCCACUUCACCUCUUACCCUUCGAAUCCUCUCCGGGUCUGCCCAAUAUCGCUGGUUGCACCUUGAAUUCUUGUCAACCUCCACCUCACGCCUUGACCCGGUCCGGAAUUUUAGCUUUCUGCCGUCAGAUCCUCUCCCGCUCCCCGGGCUCAAUUUACCCAGGCACUGACACUACCGUACUUUCCCGAUUCUGAGCCUCCUGAAGGUUCCCCUGCCCUGGGUGCCUGGUAAUCAAGCUUCUGAGGUCGGUGUCCCAAGGCCAAUCUUGACAUGAGCACUACGCUACGCUUGCUUGAGUCACAAGUUACGCUACACACUACUGAUUUCACUUCCACUCUUCGAAUCGGCGGAAAAUUUUCCUAGCCUCAAUAUCAACGCUUUCUCUUCCUAACAUCCUCACACCGACAUUGACCUCAAAUCCAAUCCCGUUGCUUCCCAUCGCACCUGCCGCUGCCAGCGACAGUCAUAUAUCUUGCCCGCCCUUUCGGCUAGUUGCAAGGACUUGAUGUCCCACCCAGUUCUGCAAUUUGCGACAGAGACAUGUAUUGCCUGGAAACAUAUCCUCACCUUGUUUGUUGGUGCUGCAUAGUCUGAAACUGGGCUAUCAGUUCAAUUCUGAUGCCAUGGCCGCCAUCCUUCCACAAGGGUUGAUUCAUCCCCCACCUGAUGACCAACUGGUACUUGACACGGCGUCCCAUACUGAUAAUCAAGACAUACUGCGUCGCUUUUGGAGAGUCUACUCCAUUCAAAGUCAUGCCAGUCAUGAUGAUUCCAGUUCCAGAGCGAGCAAUCUCUUUUGGAGGGUUUGGAGCAGUCCAAAUCUAUCACGCGCCAUGCCGAGCACAACUUUGACUAGACUGCUACAUCACUGCGGACAAGCAUUUGAGUUGACUCCGAUAGCCGAUUCCAUGCAUUUACCUCGCUUGGGAUCUUACGAGGACUUUCCACCAGGCCCACGGACACACCAUGCCAUAUCUUCUAAACCAUCGACCCAGGCCAAGGCCUCUGACAAACUUCUUCAGCAACCCCAGUCUGAAGAUACUACGUCGGGAUCCACUUCCCAAAACACCUCAGAGUCAAGCUCACGACCAUCAUUGAUUCGAUCCACUAGUGGUGGUCGGUCAAGGCAUAGCGUGUCAGUUGCUACUGGAAAGUCCAGGUCACGCCCACAACCUACUAGACGAAAAUCGAGUACGCCAAAGUUACCACACGCAACAAUGGCUCCCAAAUCGCCCUUGCACAGUCCUAGGGCAGUGAGAGCAAGCUCUCAGCUCCAGGAACCAAUCAAUCCCGCAUUGAAUCGUCUAGGCCAUCCAAAUCCACCUCCGGGGCUCUUUGGUCCCCCAGGGAGCCCCAGUGCUAGCACCUUUGCGUUGCCUUCCGCAUCUUCGUGGCAAAGCGACGAGUCGGCGCCGGAGAGGUCAACAGUAUCAACAACUGUCCCACCCCCACCAACCGGUGAUCUCGUAGAUCCGGGAUUCCGAGGGAAAUUUGUGGAGAAUCAGAAAAAAUCUUCCAUUAAUCUGGCAGGGCUAAACAGAAUGAGGAAAAUUGGGAGCGUUGUUCGCUUCGCCGACGAAGAGGAAAUAGAGGGGAAGGGCAAAGAGAGAGAAGCAGAACCGUUCUCAGAAUCAGGUAGGAGGUUGUCGCAGAUGACGACGGUGGCACACGACGAUUCUGGCUCUUCUACAGACGAAGAUCAGGGCUUGCCACUACAAUUGCCUCGAACGAAAAGUCAACUAAGCUUAUUGAUCAAACACAAGAGAGACCAAACCGGAAGUCAAGACCUUGGACCACAAUCUCCGACGAUACCUGCUCCCUCUGAACCUAAAGAGAAGUCCAAAGAAGCAGAGCUCCUCAGCAUGGGCCGAAGAGAUGGUGUGACCAAAGCUGGGGGAAUUCAGGUUCCUCGUCAACAAAGAUUGAGCGAUAAUGACCCUUCGAAAUCAUCCAUCCCGUCUAGCCCUGACCGAUUGUUCUAAAGGCAAAGAGAUCACUAUACCAAGGGUUGGGAGAGCGUGAAUGACACUGUACUACAUUGACGACAUUACGAAAAGACGGCCGCAACACAUAUUACGAUAAUCGUCUGCACUUCAACCGAGCAGUAUUACAGCCUAUCAUCCUGAUUACUAUUCUUAUAGUUUUAGGAUCACCGGCAUGAGAGGAGUAUCUUUGGAUGGCGAGAUUCCUGGCCACGAUUGAUUACUCUCCUUUCUGAAAAGAAGAAUAUGGGCAGGUAUCGCGUUUGCUUUGGAGUAUGACUGCAAGGAUUGGUGCAGAUUCCUGAAAGUAUUUGCAUGACACAGGGACUGCAAUGGAGUUUUUCUGUCGAGCGUUCCGAGCGUACAUCACGAAUUGACUGUAUUAUAUAGUGAUAUUAGAACUUGAAGCAUAGGUACCACGACACAAUAGGUUUUCGGUGGAAGGCCUACAGAAGGUCCAAUAUAUCUUUACUGCAAC